Messenger RNA from Colletotrichum phormii, 753 nucleotides. RefSeq lists its product as uncharacterized. The transcript is spliced from 3 exons. Gene Ontology annotation, biological process: secondary metabolic process. Bases 1 to 753 code for a protein of 250 amino acids. Gene Ontology annotation, molecular function: oxidoreductase activity. The record is from RefSeq and is a predicted model, not a curated record. Gene Ontology annotation, cellular component: cytoplasm. Lineage: Eukaryota; Fungi; Ascomycota; Sordariomycetes; Glomerellales; Glomerellaceae.
AUGGCUAUCAUUCUUGUCACUGGCGCGAAUAGAGGAAUUGGGUUUGGCAUCGUCCAGGCGAUCGCCGGUCGAGUUGGCAACUCCGCCAUCCUCGUCGGAUGUCGCACACAUGAGUCUGGCGAAGAAGCGGUCCGCAAAUGGAGAGACAUCGACAUCAAACAAGCUCUAGAUGUAGUCCCUUUUGAUAUUGAGGAUGAUGCCAGCAUUGUCGCCGCUGCUGCCAUCGUUCAAGAGAAGUAUGGGAAAUUAGAUGUUCUGAUCAACAAUGCCGCCAGAGUCACCGCUCCCGAAUCACUCGACCUUUCCGAUGUUCGGUCCGCAACCAACUCCGUGCUCGCAAACUGUGUCACCUCAAAUCUCAUCGUCACUCAAGCGUUCCUUCCGCUUCUUCGCAAAUCCGAAUAUCCUCGAGUCAUCAUGACCUCGAGUGCUCGAGGCAGCAUGACAAGAACAGCGAAUGGGGAGCUUCCACCGGCGGCAUCUAUCAACUAUUGCAUGGCAAAAGCUGCGUUGAAUAUGCUCACCCUGCAACUCCAUCUGGCCGAGGAGAGAAGGACGACGGAUGAUAAGAUCGUUUUCUGGGCAACUAGCCCCGGGCACUGCAAGACAGCUUUCAACGGGUUUCGCGGCUCCAAAGAGCCGGUGGAUGGAGCAGAAGUCUUUGUACGAUUGUUAGAACCAGAAAGGGGCACCAUUGCCUCGGGAACGUUUUGGGAGUUUGAAGACGGCGAUUUCAGAUUGGUCCCCUGGUAA